Molecule: messenger RNA, 1269 nt
Organism: Dictyostelium purpureum
Lineage: Eukaryota; Evosea; Eumycetozoa; Dictyosteliales; Dictyosteliaceae
Exons: 2
Coding region: 1-1269 (422 amino acids)
Biological process (GO): proteasome-mediated ubiquitin-dependent protein catabolic process
Cellular component (GO): cytoplasm; nucleus; GID complex
Molecular function (GO): protein binding; ubiquitin protein ligase activity
Source: RefSeq, a predicted model, not a curated record
AUGGAAGAAAAGACUGUUGGAGUUACAUCGAAUAGUGGUGGAAGUAGUAAAAUUGAAUAUGAUCAAUUGGAGGAUGGGCUUUCGAGAAUAAUAAAAAAACAAAAAACAAGUUUAUCCAAAACUAUAACAGAAAUCGAUACGAUCAUAUCAAGUUUAAAAACAUGUAAACAAGUUUUAUCAUUAAGUGAUAGCACUGAUGCAGAGUUAACGCCAAUGGACACAUCAAAUAACACCUCUAAUACUAGAAGCAAUAAUGAAAUGGUUAGAAAGGCAAUAUUAAAAUUAAAUCAAUCAGUAAUCGAUUCUAAUAUUUGGACAAAAGUUGUAAACGAACAUAAAGAACUACAUGCCCCUAUUAGCAAAUUUGGUAAACUAGUUGAUAAGAAUUUUAGAAGCGAUAUAGAAAAUUCAUCAAAAGAUAUCGAUUUUGAUAUUGAUAUUUUAAAUAAUAUAAUUUUACAUCAUUUAUAUAGAAUUGGUAAGUUUGAAAUUGGCGAUGUUUUUGCAAAAGAGAUUGGGACAAGUACAGAGUUUUCGACAUCGAUCAAAGAGAAAUUUAGAGAUCACCAUAGAAUAUUAAGCUCGAUAGAUCAAUACAAUUUAGAACCUGUCAUAGAGUGGUGUAAAAAGAAUAAUGAAGAGCUGGGAUUAAUCGAUAGCAGCUUAGAGUUCAAACUAUAUAAAUUGCAAUUCAUCCAUCUCUUAAAGAAUGGUAAACAGCAAGAAGCAUUGCAAUACGCACGUACCUAUUUAUCAAGACUUUCAAACACCCAUAUGAAGGAACUCCAGCAUCUAAUGGGAACCUUUGCAUUUGCCCAUAAAUUAGAAAACUCACCAUAUCGCUCAAUGUUUGAAGAGCAGGCGUUCAAUGAACAUUGGGCUGAAAUUAGAAGCACAUUUUCAAGAGACAACUGUUCAUUAAUGAAUAUACCACAAGAUUCACCACUAUCCAUUGCUGUUACCGUCGGUAUGAAGUCAUUACCAACUCUUUUAAAACUCUCUUCUUUUAGUAUACUCAAAGGUGUAAAUGACGAUUCCCUCACGGUCGAGAUUCAAGUGGAUGAAAAAUAUAAAUUCCAUAGUAUUUUUGCUUGUCCAGUAUCUCGUGAACAAAGUACUCCAACCAAUCCACCUGUAAUGCUUCAAUGUGGUCAUUUACUUUGUAAAAACUCAAUGCAAAGAUUAUUAAAAGGAUCUUCAAAUAGAUUUAAAUGUCCAUAUUGUCCAACCGAGCAAAAUUUAUCAAAUGUAAAAACUGUAUAUUUUUAA